Messenger RNA from Thecamonas trahens ATCC 50062, 699 nucleotides. Its product is annotated as sentrin-specific protease 8. The record is from RefSeq and is a predicted model, not a curated record. Bases 1 to 699 code for a protein of 232 amino acids. Gene Ontology annotation, biological process: proteolysis. NCBI's taxonomy places the organism in Eukaryota, Apusomonadida, Apusomonadidae. The transcript has a single exon. Gene Ontology annotation, molecular function: deNEDDylase activity; cysteine-type peptidase activity.
AUGGCAGCAGAGAAGAAGCAAAGUGGCCGCGUGGGACUGUGUACACUUGGUGGGACAACUUUGCUGCAGAGCGAGCUCGAGCUGCUUGACGACGGGGCGUGGCUCAACGACAACAUCAUCUCGUUCUACUUUGAGUAUCUGGUUAGAGAUGUGGUGGCGGGUGGCGAUGGCGAUGGCGAUGGCGAUGGCGAUGGACUUCCGGUUGUCUUUCUUCCGCCAGCCACUGUCUUUCUCAUGACCGCUGUGCCUGAUCCCAGCAUGCUCGCACCAUCGUUUGAGCCGCUCGGCCUCGGCAAGGCUAAACAGAUUGUCAUUGCCGUCAAUGACAAGACUUCGCUCACAGAUCACAUCGGUGGCUCGCACUGGUCGCUCUUGGUGUACUCGGCUGAAGAUCGGACGUAUCGUCACUACGACUCUGCUGGCGGGUGCAACGCGGCGGCGGCAGCCGACAUCGCAGCUGUCGUCGACUUUUUCGUCACCUACAACGCAGAUCCGCCGGUCAGCAAUGAGGCAUCGUUUGUGGCUGACCGCAACACGCCGCAGCAGCGUAACGGCUACGACUGCGGUGUGUAUCUCCUUCACUUUGCGCACUGCAUCGCCGCCGGCGAGCCAGUCACCGCUCGGCCGGAUCGGCUUGUCGCCAUGCGGCUGCAUGUCCGCUCUGUCAUCGACGCCAUUGCUGCUGAACAGAGGGAAUGA